AUCGUUUUCCUGCCACAUACAAGUGUUUGUCAUCCGUGCUGUCAGUUUCAAAACGUCCCAAUUAUUGUGCUAAAAUGUCCGGUUUCGGUGACAAUUUCGACCAGAACGUCGACCCGGCGGCGGAGUUCCUGGCCCGCGAACAGGACGAACUGGCCGGACUGGAGGACGAGGUCAAACCGGCCGCCACAUUCGCCCCAGUUCUGAACGGAGAUGAACCUGCAAACACUAAUUCGGCAAGCAGUUUCGAAAUGGUUGAGAACAUUGAACAAGAACAAGCAGAACAAGUUAAGAAUGAACAGGUUGAUGAUAAUUUUUUUCUUUCGGAUAAUGAUAAUCCAUUUAUGGAUAACCAGCUGAACAUAGACAACCAAGAUUUCUAUGAUAGAGCCACCCCUUCGCCCCCGACAAGGUCGGAGCCCCGCGAAGAGCCUGAGAAGAUCAGAAAGUGGCGCGAGGAACAGAUCAAACGUCUCGAGGAGAAAGACAAGGAAGAAGAGAAAAAGAAACAGGAAUUGAGGGAGAUUGCCAAGAAAGAACUGGAGGAUUGGUACAAGAAUCACGAGGAGACGAUAGAAAAAACGAAAGCAGCCAAUAGGGACGCAGCAAAGAAUGCGGAGAAACAGUUUGUGGCGGAGGACGAUGCGAUUGCCCCCGGAACCGAAUGGGAAAGGAUCGCGAAACUGUGCGACUUCAAUCCGAAAGCAAAGCAGGGUAGCAAAGACGUGUCUCGCAUGCGCAGCAUCAUACUGCAGAUGAAACAGACUCCGGUUCCGAUCAAAAAUUCCGCCUAACCCUGUCCGAAUUGUCUGGGAGCCAACAUGAUUAGUUCAAGAUUAUAUAACUAAUUAUACUGAAUAAUUAUACAUGUAUUAUUGCUAUUAUCUCGUUUUUCUUUGUUAUACCAUCGCGGUUUGAUUUCUAUUAAGACAAUAUUUAAGGUUUUUUUCGUAUCGAUUUUGCUAACUGAUGUAUAUGAUUGUACCAAGAUGUAGACUAAGAAAUAAAUAUUUAGUUAUACGUU
Aethina tumida (small hive beetle) is the source of this 1021-nucleotide messenger RNA. It is a transcript of the gene Clc, whose product is annotated as clathrin light chain. The transcript is spliced from 8 exons. Gene Ontology annotation, biological process: clathrin coat assembly; clathrin-dependent endocytosis; intracellular protein transport. NCBI's taxonomy places the organism in Eukaryota, Metazoa, Arthropoda, Insecta, Coleoptera, Nitidulidae. Gene Ontology annotation, cellular component: clathrin coat of coated pit; postsynaptic endocytic zone cytoplasmic component; synaptic vesicle membrane. Gene Ontology annotation, molecular function: structural molecule activity; clathrin heavy chain binding. The record is from RefSeq and is a predicted model, not a curated record. The coding region runs from base 75 to 791 and encodes 238 amino acids.